UGGGAUGCACAGGCCUGCUGGCUUUGACAUUCAAGAUUUGAUUCUAAGCAUAGAUAAUGAGUUUUUUUCUCACGUAUUAAUGGAAUUCAGUGCCUUUUCUUUCUAAUGUCAAACAGGCGGAAGUGUUCAUGGAUGCAUCCGUGGAGGCUGUGAGGAAAUCAGUCGAACUGCUGAAGGCAAAAUUGCAGGCUGCAGACGUCAUGGAUGAUGGUGACCGUGAAGGGAACCGAUUGGGGAAGGGUCCUAAUGCCAUGGAGGAGGACUGGUCAUCAGGUGGCACAGGCAGUGGUACUACACCAGGCCUGCCAUCAUCACUCCUGGAACUCAUGGCUAGUCACACAGAAGCAUCAGUCCAUGCCCUUCAUCUCAUGUGUCAGUCCCAAGCGUUUAGAGACCGAGUGCUGCAACACAAGGAAUUAUGUGAAAAUGGUGGGGUCAUGCGACUUGCCUACUCUGUCUUGUCUCUGGCACCACCUGGAACAUCGAUCUACACAAAAUCGUUGACCUACACAAUUUCUCGAAUGAAGGCCAGAAUCUUGGAGAUGGUAUGGAUGCUGAGUAUGGCAGAAUCUGCUUCGUUUCUUGAUAAAGCUAUGGAGAACUUGCGCAGCAGGCAAGUCGCAACAGAAGUUGCUGAUCAGGUGUUGAUACACUUGAGAGCAGUGUUGUUGGACGAGCUUGAGAUAAAGGAUGGCGAAUUUCCUCCGGGUGGGCAGCUGUACCUGAACACACUGAGGGUUGCGGAUGUUCUAUCAGACGACACCAAUUUCCGCCGUUACAUCAUGAGAAGAGUGAGGGCUGGCCCGCUGGCAACGGCAGACAUUGUGUGAUUGCAUAACCAUCUGUGCCUGGCUGCUGACUUCACUGUGCAGACUGCAGACUGACUGACCCCAAACUACCGUAUUCACCCAAAUAGAACGCCCAGUCAUUAUAGUGCAAGGAACAUGAAUAUGGACGAAGCACAGAAAUCCAGAUUGCAAAAUCACACUGAAGUCCAAGUAGUCAAAGCAAGAGCAGAUAGCACAAUGGAACCGAGUAACCAUCCAUUUGAGAAUGAUACAGAAGAAUCAACAGCAUAACCCAAUGUAGCUCUCUCUCUUGAAUGGCACCAGGCGCCCUACCUACUCUACAGCCUAAGCCUACAACUACAGAAUGAAAGCAACCAGACAAC
Chara braunii is the source of this 1171-nucleotide messenger RNA. The record is from the annotation of a GenBank genome assembly. Lineage: Eukaryota; Viridiplantae; Streptophyta; Charophyceae; Charales; Characeae.